Ziziphus jujuba (common jujube) is the source of this 904-nucleotide messenger RNA. RefSeq lists its product as uncharacterized. Gene Ontology annotation, molecular function: RNA binding. Bases 125 to 604 code for a protein of 159 amino acids. NCBI's taxonomy places the organism in Eukaryota, Viridiplantae, Streptophyta, Magnoliopsida, Rosales, Rhamnaceae. Gene Ontology annotation, cellular component: nucleus. The record is from RefSeq and is a predicted model, not a curated record. The transcript has 5 exons.
GUAGUAAAAGCAAUCUUGCAUAAGAAGCUCCUUCCCCAUUCCACAAUCAAGCACUUGUACACAGCUUCUGAUCAAAAUUUCCCCGCGCAUUUCACAUAGAGAGAGAGAGAGAGAGAGAUCUGCAAUGGAGGCUAGCUUGGUUGUUGCAGAGGUUAUGGAGGCUAAAGGGGGAGCUCAGAACAAGAUCAACGAAGAGAAGCUCGCUGUUGCUGUUGUUGGUAAUGGCGGUGCGAGCAAGAUUGCUUCUGCUGAAUCGAAGAAGAAGAAGAAGAACAAGAAUCGGAUUCACGUCUCCAACACUAAGAAACCGUUCUACUUCUACAUCAAUCUUGCAAAGAAAUACAUCAAGCAGUACAAGAGCGUUGAACUCUCUGCCCUUGGAACCGCUAUUCCUACUGUGAUCACAAUUUCUGAGUUUCUGAAGCGUGAUGGACUGGCAGUCGAAAAGAAGAUCAGCAUAUCAACUGUUAGCUCAAAGGAUGACAAGGAUGGCCAAAUGAUUGGGAAGAAGUCUCAGAUUGAAAUUGCGCUGGAAUUAGCUGCAGAAGUGACCAAGACCUCUGUUGAAAAACCAUCAGAGAAAGCCGAUGUUAACAAAGCAUGAAUUAAGUGACACUGUAAUUUCAUUCUGGGAACAAAUUUCUGGUUUUUUUCCCUUUUUUUUUUUUUUUUUUUUUCCAUCAGUUUAGUUGGACAUGAAAUAUGAUUGGUACUAACUGGCUCUGUAGGCCAGUUCUGUUAGAGGUUCCAGUAGCAUAAUCAAGUAAUAUGAGAUCCAUUAAAGGAACUCUUGUGGGCAUUGAAAUGCUGUUGUCCCAUAUAGCAUGUACUGCACAUAUAAUAGAAUGUUCCAUAUAUCCUGUUUUACACAUAUAAUAGAAAGCUUACCUACCUUUUAUCUCUC